AUGUAUUAGCUUCGUAUUACAAUAGUUUCACUUUAAUUUUUCCGUGUAACGGUGGCAAGGAACUGUUUCAAUUGGAACCGUCACUGAUUCUAUUAAACCACAUCGUUUGCCCCAAAGAUCGGGAAUUAAUUAUUUCCUCUUGAAAUUACAGUUUGGUUCUUUAUUUAAAAUUGGAAUUAUAGUAAGAGAAAACAAAAAAACAAGACCAACUUGAAAAAUAAUUUUAAUAGCUACAGAAACAGCAUUAAAACCAAAAGGUAAUAUUUUUCCUCACUGGAAAGCAGAUGUGUUAGAUUGGGAAACAAUGGCAGAAAGGAAAGGUCAAUAUCCUGAAUAUUCUUUCGAAUCUGGCCAACGUUAUUGCAUUUUUUUUUGUAAUGAGUUUUCAGGCCAGUCAAAAGAGCGAAAAGGAGUAGGUGAUGAAAUUAAAAAAAUAAACAAAAUUUUCAAAGACAGAUUGGGUUUUCACAUAGUAUAUAAGAAGAACAAAAGUUUGAAGGAAACCAAAAAGAUUCUGGAAAAUAUUUCAGAGGAAUACAAAGAGGAAAUGAAAUGCGUAGAGAAUGAAAUGGAAAUGAUAGAGGAAAAAAUGGCAGAGAAUAAUUCCAUGGAAGAAAAACUAAAUGGAAUUAAAAAGAGGGUGAAAGAAAUGGAAAGUGGAAAGACAGGGGUAAGGAAAAUAAUCGCAGACGAAAUAAAGGAAAUGCAAAAAGUGAAAGAGGAAAAUGAAAAGGAGGAAAACAAAAAGAAAGGAAUCAUAGAGGAAAUGGAAAAGGAUAACAAAGACAGACCACUCAGUUGUUUUGUUUUAAUCUUCUCUUCUCAUGGUAGUGAGGGUAUGAUUCAAGCUAGCGAUGGUCAGUCUGUAACUUACAAAGAAAUUAAUGAUUACUUAAAUAUUCCGCUUUUGAAAGAUGUGCCCAAAGUACUUUACCUCAGUGCUUGUCGCAAUAAAAUAAAAGGUGUUAAUAAAUGUGAUUUAUUUCAAUCUUUUGAUAUUCCUGACAUGCUUGUAAUGCUAGCUGUGCCUUCUGGGGAUUCUGGUAAGAGAACUGACUAUACUGGUAGUCGUUUCUUAAACUCAGUAUAUGAAAUUUAUUCAAAGAACGAAGACAUCGAUGUCAUGUCACUGGCUGUUGAUAUUAAUGAUCAUCUUUACAUAUAUAAACAGAAGACUGAUGUUGAACAAAAGGCUGUAUGCUUUAGUACUUUGAAGAAAAGACUGAUUAUUAAAAAAAAAGAACAAUCAGAAAAGCAAAAGGAGUGACAAUUCUCCUCCUGCCCUCAUCUUGUCUAUCAUUUAACUGAAUACCCAAGUGCUGGGGUAGACUUGGCAACCUUUUGGGGGAAAAAAUCACAAUCUGAAUGAAAAUAAUUGUACUUUAAUUACAACUACAUUUCACUGAAGAACCAUUUAAUAAUUCACAGUGUUGUUCAAAUUCAAUUUAACCCUUUCGUUACCAAACUGGCUCUGGCUCUUUAGUAUAAAUGUCUUGUUUCCAUAAGUUUUGAAUUAAAAUCUGCCACCAAACCUUAGUCACAAUUUAUGUUCCUAACACAAGCUCAA
Octopus sinensis (East Asian common octopus) is the source of this 1567-nucleotide messenger RNA. RefSeq names its product caspase-14-like. Lineage: Eukaryota; Metazoa; Mollusca; Cephalopoda; Octopoda; Octopodidae. The record is from RefSeq and is a predicted model, not a curated record. Gene Ontology annotation, molecular function: cysteine-type endopeptidase activity. Gene Ontology annotation, biological process: proteolysis. Bases 305 to 1267 code for a protein of 320 amino acids. The transcript is spliced from 3 exons.